UCUCAACUAGGUCAAAAUUCAAAAGGCUCUUAAAUUUACAUUUGUACAACAACAAGUGUGAUAGGUACAUGAUCAUUUAAAAGGUAUUUAGAAUGACAACAUGCAUGGACAAUCAAUGAUUUUAAUUUCAGACUUGGUAGCACCCUGCCUAUUCUGUAGGCCUCAUUAACCCAAGUUUUUGAUCAUUUGAAAUUUUAACUGGGUGUUCAUUAUAAUUCAUUUAUUAUCAAUUUAUCAUACUCUUAUCAGUUGUUUUAUGAGAAAGCAAAAUCACAAGCAUCUAUGCAAAGCAGCUGUCAAAGAAAUUCUGUGUUGACUUCCACAUCCUCCCUGUGGGAAGUGCAUUUUCUGAUCCUGCCAUGCAACUGCUGAAGCCUUCCUGGAUAAACCAUGAUGAUGGUAAAGCAAUCUUCAGUGUUGACAUCCAUCCUGAUGGCACCAGAUUUGCUACAGGAGGUCAAGGUCAGGGACAAGAUGCAUCAGGUCGUGUGGUCAUAUGGAAUAUGAAGCCAGUGCUCUCUGAAAAAUAUGAGAAAGAUCCCAAUUGUCCCAAGCUGCUCUGCCAGUUGGACCAACACUUGGGGUGUGUUAAUUGUGUUCGCUGGUCUCAUUCUGGCCACUUCCUUGCCUCGGCUGGUGAUGACAAAGUCAUUAUUAUAUGGCAGCUCAGCAACUAUGGAGGUGGCUCAGUCUUUGGAUCAAAUGUGAUAAACAUUGAAUGGUGGCGCUGUGUCUCCACUCUUAGAGGACAUGAUGGUGACAUACUUGAUGUUGCGUGGGCGCCCCGUGACGCUUUUCUAGCAUCUGUCUCCGUUGACAACACCAUCAUUAUCUGGAAUUGUGAAAAAUGGCCAGAGCGCGUGCGUGUGCUGCGAGGUCACCGCGGCCUGGUGAAGGGCGUGACAUGGGAUCCUGUAGGCCGCUACCUCGCCUCCCAGGCUGAUGAUAAAACUCUUGUUGUGUGGCGCACGUCUGACUGGACGCAAGAAACUGUCAUCUCCAAGCCUUUUGAAGAGUGCGGAGGUACGACGAGCGUAUUACGACUGAGUUGGUCCCCGGACGGUCAGUAUCUUGUGUCGGCGCACGCCAUGAACAACGGCGGCCCAACUGCACAAAUUAUUGACCGAGAUCACUGGACCACUGACAAGGACUUUGUUGGCCACCGCAAGCCUGUCACGUGUGUUCGCUUCAAUCCAAACAUUCUGAAGAAGAGCGACAGUGCUGGCGGCAAGCCGGUGCAGUACUGCUGCCUGGCUGUGGGGGCGCGCGAUCGUUCUCUCUCCAUUUGGUUCACGUCUCUCAAACGUCCGCUGCUCGUCAUACAUGAUGUCUUCGAGGACUCGGUGUUAGAUUUGUCAUUCAGUGCAUGUGGACGACAUCUGGUGGCUGUCUCCAAAGACGGCACUGUUGCUGUCAUCAGCUUCACGUCUCAAGAAAUGGGACAUGCACUGUCUAAAGAGGAAACUGACUCGGUGUACAUGAAGCUAUACGGGCAAUGCAGCAGCGGUUCAGCUCUACAAGCAGCCACUGCCGUCAUAAUCGACAACCCAGAAGUGUUACGAGCUAAGCAGCUCGCCAAGAGCCGGCAGUCAGAGGCAGGCUUAGGGUCUGCUGUGUUACCUACGAGCAGCUUCCCUGCUGCCGCUGUACAGAAAGGUCCUGAUAAACAGAUAGAGAGACGCACGGUUGAUGGCAGACGCCGCAUCACUCCUGUGUUCAUCCCGCCUUCUGCUGACGGCUCCAACAUGAAGAGUUUCGACAGUUUCUCCACAAGUAGGACAGACAAAAGCACAAUAGUGAUUGAGAAGUUGGAUGGCGUCGUGGAGCCUAACGUGACGCCCCAUAAGAAGCGCACCCAGUCUGGCAGUGCCAGCAAUACCAACAGCAGCCCUCCCAAGGGCACCAUGCCCGCGGUAGUGAGCGCAGGCUUGGGCAGCGCUACUGCUGGUGUCGCUGACUUACCUACGGCACCUCCUGAGCUCAACGGCGUCAAUCCAGGAUUAACAGCACGACUUGAGCGGCUGGACAACGCAGGGGCAGUGGGUGAUCAAUCACCAAGUUUGCCGGUCAAACGCAAGUUGGACGAGCCUCAACCCAUCCCCAUGAAGCGUAAAAGAGGGCGGCCUCCUUUGGACCGCUCCUUGCAGCAUCCGCAACAACACAGUACCCCCUCCAUGGCUACCCCUGCAUCAGUUCCAGUCGCAGUGGCAGUUCCUGCUGCAGCUUCCCAUCCUGCUGCUGUCGUCGCGUCGUCAACAACAUUGCCCACUGCUGCUGCUGCUCCUUCUUUCUCUGCCGCCGCUUCUGUUACGCAUGUCUUACCAGAGGCAAACCUCGGCAAUGUUCAUAAAAUACAGGUGGACAGCAAACUCGGCGGUGGCGUUGUGCUGAUCGAGAACAACUGGACGAGCUUGAGUGGCGGCGGCAGCAACGCCGUGCAUCGCAUCAGUCGCGUGUGUGACGGUGUCGUGCAGUGGACGAGCUACUCCACGGCGCGCGUUACUGCCGCGGCCGUCGGAUGCCGUUGCGUCGCUCUCGCUUGUGCCGACUCCAGCCUUCAGCUUCUGUGCCUCAGAACAGGUGACGAAUUCAUGCCGAGCGUGCAGAUGCCUGGCAAGUGCGCCAAGUUGCAUCUACGGAAAGAGUAUCUGCUGCUCCUCACCACGUCCGCUCAAGUCUCUCUCUGGCACACCACACGCAGAACAUGUCUCCUAACUGAGAGUGUUCGUCACCUCGUCGAGGGUCGCGAAGGAACGGAUGGGGCCCGCAGCAUUCACCUGGUGGAAACAGAGCAACUUCCUCCCUCUGAAUCUAAAAAAUCCGCCCCUGCUGCUGUCGACUCUCCAAACGACAGUACAGCGCGUUCUGCUGUGUGCAACGGAUACUCCCAUGACACUAUUUCAAACCACACUAGUAAACAGAGCCUCCACAAUGGCAUUGACGGUCAUACGCAUAAAGAUACAAAUCAUUCGCUGCCAACGAAAAGUACAGCGGUUUCAAAUAAAUUUGCCGAGUCCAGUGCAGACGAUAACAAGGAACGUCUCAUCCCGGUGCUCGUUUUUGGUACGGGAGAAAUUUUCGCCCGUUGCUGGUCACUGGAAUCGUGGCUGCAGCUCGGAACAACUCCCGCAAUGCGCCGCCUCGUGUUGCCCUGCUACAGCUGCCUUCCCCCUUCAUCAGAUCAUCACGCACAGCCUCCACUCGCCAGGCUUCUGUAUCACUCAACUGCUUAUGUGGGCAGCAGUCGAUCUCUGGUAGAGAACACCAGUGGCGAAGUGCGGGCAGUUUUAACCGAGGUGUUUUUGAAAAAAAUGCUCACAUCGUCGGCAUACCUGGCGUCAUCUCGUGACUAUCAGUUUUGGUACAGGAGACUCGUCAAUUUCUAUAUUAGAGAAGGCAAAGAGCGAGAGUUGAGAAAGGUGUUCGAAGAGCUCGCGGCGCCGCCCCCAGCCUCGUGCAAGGAGCCAGUGACGACUGUCCUCCCGUCACACAGAUCACUCUUGGGAUCUGACACGGUCUCGCUGGUGAGAGACUAUCUUCAGGAGCUCCUGCUUGUCGAUACAACGGGUCGCCUGCAGCGCCUCUACGCGGAGUUCAAGGAGCUCGUCGACCCCUCCCUCACGGCUGCUGACAUCAUGAUAUGAAGUGCCGGUCUCGCGCCAUUCUUAAUCUACUGCGGGCAUUUGACACUACUACUUUUAUCACACUUAUGACAUCUUAACUCAACAAUAAGCCAAGAGUUGCUCAAGAUUUCUCAUCUUUUUGUAUUAGAUGAUGCCUUGCCUCUUCAAAAAGGUACUCACGUUUCUUUUAGAUUUAACCGAAAUGUUACAAAUCUCAAAUAGCGUUUCGCGCUAAAUAGGUUGUGAUAAACCGGUGCAUAUAUUUAUGAGUGGUUUGAUCUCGUUUUAUUUGUUCGUUGUAGUGAGAAAGUUUUCGAAAUGACAUCACUGUGACCACAAGCCACGUCUUCCAAAUGCUGGAAGCGUCUGUACCACUCUUUGCUUCAUUCUUGUUAUCGCUAAUUUGCUUCGCCAACGCUUGUUAAGUCCCUGAUGGAAAACAGGUGGCUGCUUAUUUUUCUUCGCUAAAAUAAUCAGACUUGAGCCGAGCUAGUUUGGCCCCUCACUGAUGUCGAGUGCGGCAGCAAUGAGAGAGUUCUCCCUGUGGUGCUACCAUGCCUUUGAAGUGACCAUGUAUGGUAGCUUAUCUCCUCACAUCCCACCACGUCCUUCAGGUUGUCUUAGCAUGCCUUUACCACUAAUCACCAAUCAUCUAAUCAUUGUUCCACGCAUAAAAUUGCCCCUAAAACUCAACAACGAAAAUAGGGACUUUUAAAUAAGUUGGGCUCAGACAUCAAAUUUAUUUUAUGAUAUUGAAACAUGUUAACUUUAUGUUGUGUUUCUUUAUAAUUACGUACAGAAUACCACAUAUUCGUCUUGUCACUUGAAUGAACCGAAAUGACGAGUGUAAUUAGUAUAGCGCAACCACUGCCAAAGUAGUUUUAGCUCUUAGAAGUGGAAUGGAUGGAAAGAUUUGCUGUUUACGAGACAAAUAUUAGUUGAAUGCCCAGUAGAUCAUCGGCGGUCGAAACGUGUACAUGCUUUUGCAGUUCAUUCUCAAGCGUGCGGAUACUCUGAUGUUAAUCCAGGUCUCACUGCCUACACAUUAAGAUUAUGUUAGAUUGUGAAAAUGUCGAGGUAAUUUAAGAUCCCAUUGCUUUUAAUAGUAGAAAUGUACAUCCUUCCAGUCUCACUGCCGGUAUCUAUAAUCUUCAAUGAAGAAUGCUCAAUCUUUCGAGUUUUUUCGAAUUUCUGUCUACUAUGAAAUUCUUAUAUUGGCCUAUUUUUAUUAAAAAUGCAAAAGAAAUUCGAAAAUUUUAUGCCGUGUGUGAAAUAUGUUUUCGUCAAUCUACGAUAUGUAUAUAUAAUUUGGUCGAAAAUACGGGAUACAAUCAUUUUUUUUUUUCAGAUGAAGCUUUUGCGAUGCUCUCUUUUUUUUCUAGACGUAUCUAUUCUCGAUUAGCUUUUGCAUACUCCAAAAACGUAAAUGAAGUAAUGUUAAUAAAAAGAAGUAUUCCUAA
Messenger RNA from Hyalella azteca, 5083 nucleotides. RefSeq names its product protein HIRA (gene Hira). Bases 360 to 3644 code for a protein of 1094 amino acids. Gene Ontology annotation, molecular function: nucleosome binding; protein binding. The transcript is spliced from 18 exons. NCBI's taxonomy places the organism in Eukaryota, Metazoa, Arthropoda, Malacostraca, Amphipoda, Hyalellidae. Gene Ontology annotation, biological process: chromatin organization; DNA-templated transcription. The record is from RefSeq and is a predicted model, not a curated record. Gene Ontology annotation, cellular component: HIR complex; nucleus.